Dendronephthya gigantea is the source of this 4373-nucleotide messenger RNA. RefSeq names its product neurocalcin homolog. The record is from RefSeq and is a predicted model, not a curated record. Lineage: Eukaryota; Metazoa; Cnidaria; Anthozoa; Malacalcyonacea; Nephtheidae. Gene Ontology annotation, molecular function: calcium ion binding. The transcript has 4 exons. Bases 2509 to 3081 code for a protein of 190 amino acids.
CUGAUUGGUUUAAAACGAAAUUCCUCCCUUGUUACUGAUCUAGGUGACCUAUAUAACAUGAGAUUUGCCUUUUGAUUUGUUUUUUAAGAUGAUGUCAAAGUAAUCGUUCUAGUUUACUUGCAGAUCUCAGUCAUAUGACAUAUAAACAAAUCUUACCAGACGUCAACUUUGGCACAUUUCUUGAUUUGUAAUGCAAUCAACUCCGCUUUAUCUCAUUUAAAUCUACACAUAUACCCACAUUUCGUAACCUUGCUUCACGAAAACAACUGCAGUUAGCCAUCUUUUUCCCAUCUCAUUAACUCUUGUGAUAAACAUGAAACAAGCCGACGUAGAGUUAAUCCAAUUUCGAUUAAUAUUUAAUUUUGCCCAUGCUGCAAAGUUAACCAAAUAAUAUAUUGAGAUUUUUUAUUCAUCUUUAAAAAGUACCACGCUGGGUAUUUGAAACGACUGACUUAAUAUCAGAAAGUCUGGAACUCUUAAGUAAAAAAAAUAAAAAGCUGUGUUACUCCAGUGGCAGUGCAUUAAUUGGCAAUGCUGUACAUACAUGAGACAAAUUUCUUACCCUAUAAUGGCUAUAUGCAUACUGACUAUAUUGUACUUUCAAAUAUUCCGGGAUCUUUUACAAUAUGUAGGUGGAUAAUUAUAUUCAUUUUGCAUUUGAAUGAACACGAAUAUAAUUUAUCUGAAAUUAAGAUAUCCCUGAAACAAACGACCUCUUAAAAAAAGAAAGUCUGAAAAUAAAAAAAAAGGUAAUACAUUAAAAUUAACAGGCAUGCAGAAUACAGUAUAUAAAGCGAAUUAUUGUUAAACUAUAUAAAUACGGUUUUUGACUCAGUGCAAUGAGUUCAGCUAGUAUGUCUCUUGCAUAAAUAUAAUGCGAUUGUGCGUAUAAAUGUCACUAAUGAUUUGAUGAAAACCAAAAAUACCGUAGCAGGUUUUAUCUGGAGAUCAAUCAUCUGCCCUAAAUCAUCUUCAUCUGUUUUGCUGAAGAACAUUCUUUCUAAUAUUUUUCUCUAAUAUUUAAUAACGUGUUAAAGAAUGAAAGUUUUUAGCAAUACGUCUCCCUGGUCUUGCCAAAUACUCAUUCAUAUAUAGUGAGUACAGCAUAUAUACAACAGCAUUGAGUUAACACUUAAACCAUGCAGUGUGUCAGUUUUUAGCAGCUAUUCACGAAAGCUGAACAUCCUGAAUAAUUUUUGUUAUCAUGUGAAGGACCCACACAAAAGUUCAUGAAGAACCGCGACUCAACGUCUCAUAUUAAUGGAGUUUAGAUAUAGAUCCAUAUCUGCGGAAAGAUAUUCAAGAUUGAAACAGUCGAUACCAUGUGAGAAUUGUCUCCGGUAAUAUUCUGUGAAAUUUAGAUAUGCAGUCUUAUAUUUAUCAUAUGUAUUAAGGCGUGUACUCUUACAUAUUUUUCACCAUGCGGGAGAUCAUGGGUCAAUUUAAUAUCAUAGAUUGUGAUAAAAGAAAAUUUUCGUGGUUUUCUUUUAGUUUUCACUUGUGUACACCAAUUCUUGCUUCAUUUUUACUCCGCUGAACGCCAGCGACUUACAAACAUGUUACAAACUCAGGGCUUCACAAAUUACGAGAAAACUGCAUGUAUGUGUACAAAAUAAUUAACGCUCAUUCGGAAAAUGAAAUUGUUUUAAUAACUGCAAGUUUUAGCUAUGCUUCAGUCACUCAUGUAUAAGUAAUGAAGCUUUUGUUUGGUUAAAGCCUUUGCGUUAUUCUAUUCCGAGUCAUUUUAUUUACGGUAGAAUGUCGCGCGGCCGACCAUUGGUAUACUCAGCCGACCGACAGCUUAUGAUGCAUGCGUCUUGAAAAUACGGGGUAUAAUGGCAGUACUCAAUUUCCACACUUUCUUUGUUUCGUCAAGUGUGGGUAGAUCAUAAGUUUUGCCAUAAUGAUUAAUAAAUUACUCUCAGAUAUCGUGUUGUGAAGACUCACGCUAUAUUCCUAGUUGUUAACAAGCGUCAUGUUGCUGGGUAAGAUAGGGGAGAUUACACAACGCUGUAUGAGUUAUAGGUACCGAUUGCCCACAAGUAACAAAUAUCAAGAAAUUAGAAAUAUAGUUAGCACUCUUGGAACGCUUAGAAACAGCUGGUUCCAAAGAACAUUUAAAAAGAUAAUAUUUCUUCUAAACAUAAAAAGGCUUGCAAAAUUUGCAUGUCAUCAAGAAUAAUUCUUCUUAACUGAACAUCUGACGUUUAGUUCGCAAUUCAAAUGAAGUUUAAAUUGAUGUUAUUAAUAAUUCACAAUUUUGGGCGGUACAAAAUAUAAUGCACAAAGUGAAGCUUUUUGUAUUUUCAUUGGUUUUCUAUAAGCUAGUCAGGGAAUUGUUUUGGAAAAUAUGACCCAAGUAUAAUAUUAAAAUGCAAAUUUUUGGUCAGCUCCGUGUGGCGUAGCAACAGUUAAAAGCAGAUGUUGGGGUAUUGCUACAAAACUUGGCAGUAAUUACAGUGUAGAAGAAAGUAUUUCAUCCUCUUAUUUCCUAACUAAUCACAAACUAUGGGAAAGAAACAUAGCACCUUAUCAGAUGAACAUCUUGAAAGACUCCGAUCAAAGACACAGUUUUCCGAUGAGGAAAUUCAGAAAUGGCAUGAUAUAUUUAAGAAGGAUUGUCCAAGCGGUAAAAUGUCGCGUAGCAAAUUUGAGGAGUUGUAUUGCAGUUAUUUUCCUGAAGGGGACGCCAAGAAAUUUGCCAGACAUUGUUUUCGAACAUUCGAUAAAAACAACGACGGAACUAUAGAUUUUCGCGAGUUUUUGUGCAGUUUGUCAAUUAUAUCUCGUGGUUCCCAGGAAGAGAAGUUAAAAUGGGCAUUCUCUAUGUAUGACAUAGACAGCAGUGGGACAAUAAACAGAGAAGAAAUGUUGGAAAUUGUACGUGCUGUCUUUAAAGUCGCUGGAAGAACGAAAGUAAAGUUAGCAAGAGAUGAAAGUACUCCUGAACGAAUGGCACAUAAAAUAUUCUCUUUACUUGACGCCAACAAGGACGGAAAUAUAAACGAAGCUGAAUUUAUCGCUGGUGCUAAACAAUAUCCAACGUUUAUGAAACUGCUUGAAAAUCCAAGCUGUAUGUGAUUUAGUCUUGUGAUGAAGUCUUGUUGUAAUAACCCAAUUAAAAGAGGGAUUGCAUAUUUAGCAAGUAGUAUACACUCUCCUACAGUUCUAUUUAAAGCACGAAGUAUAUAUACACAAAUAUGUAUGCUUGCAUGCAUGUCUACAAGCAUGGCGCGAAUAAAGAACUUUAAAUACUUGGCUUUAUAUAGUAUGAUACAUCUGUCCAUGUAAAACGACAUAAUGGCUUAAAUAAUCUAUUAUUUAUUCUCAACAGAUAAACUAUUAUCAGUUGUAGUUUUAGGUAGCUCAUUUUGAUAGAAGCAAUAAUUAAAAGCUAGAUCAUGAUGGGUGACAUCUUGGGCACUUAUCUCAGUCCCGUGCAUAUGUUGUCGGAAUAUAUAGUUUAAUUAUCCGAUCGCGAACAUAGAUCCAUGUACACAGCACGUUUUUACACGCAUUUUAGUUUAUUGCAUGUACAAUAUGCCAUUUAAUGAUAUUUAGUUUACGCACAGUCACAGAAUUCACUGCUAAAAUAUUACUGUGCUUAAAAUAAUCUCACGGAAUAUUGUCAGUAAUGACUUUGCUCGUAUGUGAACACGAUAGGCUUAGAUACAACAAGUGUAGUUAGCUUGGUUAACUUGUCACUUUAUAUUUUCUCAUUGUUCUAGCUACUAAAGAAAACCACAUUAUAAAAUUCAACCUUUUUACAGAACUGCGAAUUCGAUUACAACACGUCAUGAUCUUUACAAUGCAGGUGACGGGUGACCAACAAUUAGUUUUGAGUUCGCGUUUACUUUUAGUUUGGUUUGACAGCAAAAUCAAAUAUUGUAAAUGAUUUAGCAAACACCAGGCUUUUGAACACGGCGUUAAACAGAACGCCAUCGACAUCGGAAAAGUACCGGUAAUUGAACAAUAGGCGAGAAGAGCGAGAAGACAUCAACUAUGAUGUCAUGUCAGCAUCGGAGCUAGGCCCUGGGGACGAAAUAAAAUGGCGGGUUGAAAUAGCACUUUUCGACUGUAAAUUGAGUAUAUUUAUGUAGCAUAUUCCAAAUAUGUUUAUUUGAAAGCCUUAUGGGUCAAAAAUACGUCAAGACACUUCAAAUUGUUCAGGAAAAUGCCGUAACUCUUCGAGAUUUGACUUGUCUGACUUAUGAUGGCUUAAUAAUAUCAUCAACUGACACUAGUUAUUUAUGGAAAGCAUUUGUUCAAGUAACCUGUUGCAAGAUAAAGAAGUCAACAAAUGCUAUUGAGACGGAAAAAUGUUUGGACCUCGCGAGAUUUUGUAGAGUGUAUCGUGCACUGACGAAACGUUA